GUUUUAUGGCUCUAACCUGCUGUCGGCACUGACUAUGUAGGGCUGACUAUCAAUGAUCUCCUCCUACUGUACUCCAGCGCAGCUCGAGCCGCCGUUCCCUUCAGUCGCCACUCUGACCCACCGAGACUGUCUGGGCUCUUCUCUGUUCCCAUUUGGGUUUUCGUCUUCUGCUUUCUGGUGGAGGGGUUCCUCUGGGCACCCUUCCGCUUGCGUGUGUCUGUCACAGGCAGUGAUUUGUAGACUUUUUUCGUUUUUUUGUUGUAGUGUUUUCUCCCGUCUUCCUCUCCCCCUGGAAUACAAGAGCGCUCGUGGGAAUUUGUCGCGCGAACAGACGCUCGAGGACAACAUGAGCGCGACGCUGUGGGUUUUCACCUUUCUGAGCUUCGCUAUCAUGAUGACACCCUGCAUUGAAGCAGAUCGUCGCCUUCCUGCCGCUACAAACGUUUCUUAUAAGUGGAUCGAUGAUUUCAUUGUGAAUGUGACCUGGUCCUGGCUGAAGCCCGAGGAUCUGCCACAGAACUGUGCAGUCGAAUAUGAGAUCCAGCAAAUGGAUGAAGAAAUCCCGGGCACUCGUGUAGAGAAUAGAAAUUUCACCGAAUACUAUCUCACUAAAGAUUUGGCAACCGGCAGUCUGGAGCUCAGGAUUUACUGCACAGCAAAAACCGACUGCAAAGGUUGGAAUAAAAGUCAGCCGGCAAAAAUAAAGAUCUCUGCAAAAAAGAUACAUGCUGAGUUGGUGAAGGACUUCAGAUGUUUUUUCCUGCCAAACGGUUUCAACUGUUCCUGGAUUCCAGUUGAUUCAUCCGAGGAUCUGAAGGUGUCCUAUAGGGUCGUUGGAAAAACGAAGGAGGACAUAGAAAGUUUAAAGGUGUGUGAAGGACCUUACAAGAUAAAAGGAAGGAAUGGCUGUUACCUGAAACCUGAGAAGGGCCGAGACAUCUUUGUGCUUGUGGAGACUGAGACCAGAAUGACCACAUUUAGACCUAAAUAUGCAAUACCUGUGCAGAAAAUGAGUGUUAACGAGACUGGACAUAAUCUCAAACUCACAUGGACAAUUCCAAAUAUUGGACGUGAUUGUACUUGGAUCUUCUGUCUCUGGUAUAAAGAAUGCGGAAAUAACAAACCUCCCCAGUGCUUUAAGUUCAGGGAAGACUGGACUGUGGAUAUUCCCAACAAUAAAUGCUGUGGGUACGAGUUUCAAUACAACAUCACUACUGAUCGUUUCUGCACAGAAGUAUCCAGUGAAACCAGUGAAGUUAUAACUUACGGUACCACAACAACUUGCUUCAGUAUGGCUAAUGUGUUGGCCAUCAUCAUCCCGUUCACGGUCUGCUUCUGUGUCGCACUAUCCUUCUACUGCUUCAAGAAACAUGAAAAGAUUUUUGGCCCCACCAGGCUGGACCCCUCCGUAAUAAAGGAUAUUAUGAAGGACAACAAGCUUCCAAAGGAGAGGUUGUUCCUACCGCCGAGGGAGCAAACUGAUACUUGCGUUCCAUUUAUACCUGAUGAGCACCAGGGAAAAUGCUGACCAUCCAGUCAUGGAGUGCGCAAUGUAGGGAGAAUAAGAAAGCUCUGCUCCCAACCUCCAACGCAGGAGAAGAUGGAAUAAGAGGGCUAGUUGUGGUAUUUCAUGGCAUGAGCCUUUGUAGAGCAUAUAUGAAAUAAGUUAAAAGACGGCAGAUUACAAAAGACAGCCAGUGACAACCUAAGUGAUGGGAAAUAAAAGAAUGAUAUUCUCUUUGUACAAGAAGCGCUUCCUUGCUUUUUUGUGUUAGGUGUUUUGACCUCCACACAAGACUAUGUGCUUUGGCUUCAUGGCUGAAGGUAGCUGAUAGCAUGAGUGUAUCUGGGUUGGCACUACUUCUCUUUAAAGAAAUACAGAAAAUUAAAGAGAAGCUCAAAACAGUACGUCUGGAUAUUCAACAACCUCCACAAACCCUGCUGGCUGACUUUAACUCAGUCGAUUUUCAGGUCAACUUUGGAUGAAAAUAAGGUUUUUAUUAUUAGAAAAGUUUACUGAAAGUCUUAACUGCCAUUUUAAGAUGGAUUUCCAAACUAUGUGCUCACUUUUUGAAAGAAGACCAGGUAUAAAAACUGUAAAUGUCUAAGAAAACAUUAAACUGAAAAUAAGUUUGGAA
Messenger RNA from Girardinichthys multiradiatus, 2138 nucleotides. RefSeq lists its product as uncharacterized. The coding region runs from base 53 to 1528 and encodes 491 amino acids. The record is from RefSeq and is a predicted model, not a curated record. NCBI's taxonomy places the organism in Eukaryota, Metazoa, Chordata, Actinopteri, Cyprinodontiformes, Goodeidae. The transcript has 11 exons.